This is a messenger RNA of Mollisia scopiformis, 826 nucleotides long. RefSeq names its product putative Non-classical export protein 2. Gene Ontology annotation, cellular component: plasma membrane; eisosome. The record is from RefSeq and is a predicted model, not a curated record. Gene Ontology annotation, biological process: protein localization to plasma membrane; eisosome assembly. Lineage: Eukaryota; Fungi; Ascomycota; Leotiomycetes; Helotiales; Mollisiaceae. The transcript has 4 exons. Bases 119 to 625 code for a protein of 168 amino acids.
CCACCACCCUAGCGCAAGAAUAUACCCUCUUCGCCCGUCUUCUUCGACCUCAACGAGUAGCAAGCCUGCUUCUUUCUCCAAUCCCUCGCAUCCACCGAACCAAAUAAACACCAACAAAAUGGUUUCUGUCCCUCAGAUCGCACUCCGCGGAUGGGAGUUCCUAUGGACCCUCAUUACCAUGGCAUUGAUUGGCAAUGUCAUCGCAACAGCAUUUGCCGGUAACCCAUCAAGCAUCAACUACGCCAUCUUCGUGACAGUGUGGGACAUGUUAGUCGUCCUAUUCGGCAUAGGCGCAGCCUUUAUGGAUAUCUCAGCAGCCGGUAUCAUCUUGGCUGUUGGCGAUAUCAUUGCUGCUCUCCUCACAUUCAUCGCUGGUGUGGUUCUUGCUGCCAAGUUGGGCGUACACAGCUGCAGCAACGGUGGAUACACUUCCACAAACCAUCUUACGAACGGCUCCCACGACACGGGAAAGCGAUGCCGAGAGCUCCAGGCUAGCACUGCUUUCUUCUGGUUCCUCCUACCCGCAUUUGCCAUUUCUGCAUUCCUCUCUUUCAAGAACUCAGGAGGCUCGUCGUCAAUGAGAGGUGGUAUCCGCAGAGGUGGGCCAUCCAUGUCCCAAGUCUAAAUGACAAGUAGAGACAACAUCGAUGGACCUCAUGUAUGAUGCGGGCAUCUUGACAAACUGGUGGAAGGUGAAGAUCCACGACCUGCAUAGUAACGAAAUUAAAAUACACGAAGUGUUGGAUACCUGGGUUGGGAACAGCUUGCAAUGCAGGAAAGGAAAGGCAAGGCGUUCGUUUGUAUGAGUAUUUGGCUUACAAUCAGC